Molecule: messenger RNA, 1716 nt
Organism: Tilletiopsis washingtonensis
Lineage: Eukaryota; Fungi; Basidiomycota; Exobasidiomycetes; Entylomatales
Exons: 2
Coding region: 231-1670 (479 amino acids)
Source: RefSeq, a predicted model, not a curated record
ACCGCCGCCGCAACGUCAAGUCAGCUGCAUUCCACAUGGCGAGCCGCCGUUCUGGACUCGGUGCGAGGGCACAUGACAUCGCUCAGCGGCAUGCAGGCGCAGCUGCGAGCUCGCGGCGCAGGUGACCUGAGACACGACCGCGCCAAGUCAGCAAGUAGCGACGGCGCAGCGCUGCGCCGCCGCCAGCAGCGGGUGCCGCAUGGGUGGCAUCGCAGAGAGGCACAUGGCACAUGGCGUCGCAGCGACCUUGUGAGAUCUCACCCUCACCGCCAGUGAUCGACAAGCCCGGACGUUGGCAGAGUGUGGCGUGCAUACGUAUAAGAAGCGCUCCGCCGUGCAAUGGCUUUCUUAUCCCCUCACCUCGGUCACCUUCUCUCUGUCUUCUCUCUCGCAGCCGGUCUGCCUCACUCAUACUCUCUCUGCAUCUUGCAUACCCUCUCUUCUCUGCUCUGGUAGCACAUCUCUCCGACAUGUUCAACAACAAGGCAGUUCUCCUCCUCGCCGUGCUCGCGGCCGCGUCAUCGCGGGCCGCCAUUCCCGAGGCGGCUCGCUGUGGCUACGAGCCCGACGGCGCCCACAUCACCUGCCACGCCGGCAACACUGGCUACCCGGACGGCGCGCCGGUGACGUACAACAUGCGCGACGUCGACGAGGCGGCGGCCUUCAUGCGCCGCAGCGACGCUCUUGCCACCAUUGAGGCCGGCAUCGCCAACGUGGCACGCCGCGCCGAGGUCAACUCGCUCCCCGUCGACGCCAGCGGCAGCGUCGUCGGCCAGAGCUGGCACGCAUCGGGCGCACCCAACGACAACUACGUCAGCGACGUCAUCCGCGAAGGCAACAAGGGCGGCAGCGUCAUUGGCUCGUCGUGCCACUUCGGCACGAGCCGGCGCGGCAUGGAGUGUGUCAAGGCGCGCGCCGACGGCACCGUCGAGCCCGAGGAGCGCGACCUCAACCCGCACGCCGAGGCCGGCAAGCGCGACGUGAUCACUGACCAGAGCGUGCUGGGCGCCGACUGCUACUUUGGCAACCAGCGUCGCGAUGGCAACGCCAAGGUGCUUUGCAAGCAGCUGUCGCACCCGACGUACGGCCCCACGGGCUACAGCGGCGUCAUCGGCCUCGCCAAUCUGCGCCGCGACACCAUCACGAGCGACCAGCCCGGCCGCCUCGAGGCCACGCCGGGCGGCGCGGACAUCACGUCGUACAAGGCCAUCACGGGCGCGACUUGCCACUACGGCAACACCCGCCGUGCUCCCGACGGCGCCAGCUUCACCUGCACGCAGACCACGGCGCCGCUCUACGGCCCCAACGGCGGCUCGCCGACGCUCAUCGCCGCGCGCCGCGACGUCGGCGAGCGCACGGGCGUGGAGUACGACAUGCGCCGGGCAUCGGACGUCGUCGACUUCCACCACCGCCGCGCCCAGUGGCACGGCGCCGAUGCCUCGUGGCGUCGUGCUGAGCAGCCGUGCGACAACACGCCCGUGGGCCCCAUCGGCCCGCAGGCGACAUACGUGACGCGCCGCGACGUGCCGCAGCCGACGCAGGGCUUCGCUCGCCGCCAGCAGCAGCCGCAGGCGCAGCGCCGCUGCUCGAACCUGCCCAUCAAGCCCGUCGGCCCCACGGUCACGUACAUCUCCAAGGCCGACUGGAUGAAGCAGCAGGGCCUCGCAUGAGUGCCGUGCCCGCUGUGUGUGCGCUCGCAAUGCCAUCCUGUGACCC